AACCCGCGCAUGUUGCAGCUGGUUAUCAAUCCACUCUCGUCAAAGUGAAACACGGCAUACUCACCAACUGAAAAAAGUCUUCUCAUCCACCAAUAGAUAUGCGUAUGCCUUGGAGCACCAAGGUGGCACCUGAUACCCCGGGAGUAAAGUUAGCAGCUUUCACAGAACGUGAUGAGAUUCUAAAUGAUGAGUUUGACAAGGAAUUUCCUGUGCUAGUACGCGUUACAGCACCGGCCACAUUCGACGCCACAGACGUCGAUUUUGUGGCAGUGCUUGACAUGAGCGCAAGCAUGACAAGAGAGAGGCUUCAGAAUGUGAAGAAAGCCAUGCUAGCCGUGAUAAAAGAUCUUGGCCCGAGAGAUCGUUUCUCUAUGCUGUCAUUCAGUAGCGAAGUGCAGAGCCGUACAGAACUCACUGAAAUGUCUCUUAAUGGUAAAGAAGCUGCAAGCUCUAUGGUCCAAAAUUUAGUCACCGGGGGGAAGACUGACAUGGGUGCAGCACUGCAGCAAGCUGCAAAAAUUCUGAAGGGCAGGAAAAUGCAUGACUGCAUCAACCGCGAAUGCUUAACUGUCUUCAUCUCGGCCGGCAAAGAUGAUUCGGUCUACACAAAGCCAAUCAACCAUGGGUUCCCGGUUCACACCAUUGGUUUAGAUGCCGAACAUGACCCUAAGGUAAUGGACCACAUCGCUCAAAACACAUGUGGCACAUACUCUUAUAUAUACAGGGAUAUGGAUGCUAUGGGGUCUACUCUCAAGGAGUUGAUCCAGGUCCAGCGAUCUGUCAUCGCAAGGAAUGCCGAGAUCAAGUUACAGACUCAGGACGGUGUCACAAUAUCGUCAAUCAAGUCUGGUGGCCACAAGAACUGUGUCACUAAUAGCAAGCAGUCUGUAAUUGAGAUCAGCCGCCUGUAUGCUAGUCAGGUCAGCGAUUUCAUCGUCUACCUCACAGUCAUGAAGGGGAAGACGCUGACUAUGGCGGAGAAAUUUAAAACAGGCGGGGGUGGUAGCAAGAUGCAGCUGAUGACCGUCAGCAUUACAAAUGUUUCUGCUGAUCCGGUGGUUGUGUCAGUCAAACGGCCAGAAAUAAGCUAUGGUGCUAAGUAUUGUCCU
Molecule: messenger RNA, 1109 nt
Organism: Lolium perenne
Lineage: Eukaryota; Viridiplantae; Streptophyta; Magnoliopsida; Poales; Poaceae
Source: RefSeq, a predicted model, not a curated record